Molecule: messenger RNA, 2385 nt
Organism: Seminavis robusta
Lineage: Eukaryota; Bacillariophyta; Bacillariophyceae; Naviculales; Naviculaceae
Source: the annotation of a GenBank genome assembly
AUGCCAGAGGAUGCAGUCAAAACCAGCCUCGGACAACCCGUCACAAUAUCAAUUAUCACUGUGCCGCAGGGCAUUGCAUGGGCAAGGAUGGAACGACCUGCAGCAGCCCAAAUCAUGGAUGAUGAGGAAGAGUUGAUGGACAUUGUGGCUGGCAGAAGCUGUGGGGACAAUAGAGAGGCGGAGCUCAGAAAGCUGGAAGUGUUGGAAUUGGCAGCACAACAGAGACAAGACGAGCAAUCAAAGAGAGAGGGAAUGGAGAGGUCAUUCCAGUUAUUGCAGCAGCAUCCCAGCACAGCAGGUGACAAACCCAUGGGAGAGGAAAUCGAUGAAGAAGCUGCCUUUAGUUUGAAGGCAGUACCGGUACAAGAGCAAAUAAAAAAUCAUCGCCAUGUUCGCCAGGAUACCAGCGAAACUCCAUCAACAGCAGCUGCUCUAGAGGACCAUCCGAGCACAACAGGCGACAAACCAACGGGAGAGGAAAUCAAAGAAAGUGAAAACGAACAUGAUGCCUUUGUUUUGAAGGUAGUACAGGAGCGUAUAAAGAAUCAUCGUCAGGUUACCAGCGAAACUCCGUCUGCAGAAGCUGGUCUAGAGGACGAGCUUGCUUUUCCACACCCAAGGUUGACCCGUGGGCAAAAUCAGCCAGAUGAACCUACCAUGCAUCCAGGAGCAUAUGCAGUGGCCCCCGGAACUGAUCUCCAGAGAACCGCAACACUCAGGCGUUCAUUAGUGGGGGGAGCCACUCUUUCUUCUGAUGAGCUGCCUGUUGGUGAUAGUUCUGAUGAAGAGCUCAGAAUGUCAAGUGCAAACGCAAGGAAUCAAAGUACCGUAAAUGACCAAGCCACCACUCCAACCAACAACAACAAUGGAUUGUCGGUGGCGAACCAGGUUGAAGAAAAUGAAGAACCUACACAGAUUGCUCGACCCGACAAUUUGCCUGGAAAAAAUGGAUCAACCUCUGUGACUCUUAUGAUCUAUGUGCUCAUUGGUAGCCUUCUACUUGUUGGAGUGAUUGUUGGUUCCAUCUGUGGGGCUGGUCUCUGCAGCAAUAGAGAAGGCAAUGUGGAGACUCAGGCUCCCACUUCCUUUCGAUAUUUUGUUUUGGAGGACAUAAAAAACAGAAUCGAAGAGACUUUUGGACGUAACUAUUUUCCGGAAAAUGAGGAGCCAGAACCCACUCAGCCAAAGUUCAAGGCUCUUGAUUGGAUCGUUUUUGAAGAUCCGCUGCAGCUCAACCCAGAUGCCAACAAUAUUCUUCAGAGGUUCAUCUUGUCAUUAACGUACUUUCAAACAUCCCAAGAGGGCGACUGGCUUUAUUGCGGGCCAUCUGAAACUGCAGAUGAUGAAACAUGCUGGCAUGUGGAAUCAUUGGCAAGUAGGUGGCUGACAGGUGUUCAUGAAUGUCAAUGGGCGGGGAUUGGGUGCAACAGAGUGAAGAACAUUACUCAGUUAGAGCUCAGGGACAAUGGAUUAAACGGCCCUCUGCCAACAGAACUUGCAAGCCUUUCCACACUGGAAGGAAUAGACUUUGAGGGGAACCAACUGACAGGCACCGUUCCAAGCAUAUAUGGCAGCUCCACUGCCCUUUCUUUAUUGAAUCUUGUGGACAACCAACUGUCUGGAAGUAUUCCAUUGGAAUUGUUUGGAAACGACCUCUCCUACAUACUCUUGAGAAACAAUUCACUAACUGGGACAAUGCCCACAGAAAUUGGACUGUUUGAUGGGGCUACACUUGGAUUUGGUUCAAACAGCUUGUCUGGUUCCAUCCCUACAGAGCUCUUUCAGGUCGGAAAAGUAAUCCAAAAAGGAAACCUUCUUAUUCUUUUUCAUGACAAUAAGCUUACAGGAACUCUACCCACUGAAAUUGGAGCAUUGCAUGUAGGUCGUAAUAGCCAUGUCUUUUUGCAAGGGAACCAAUUGCACGGAACCAUCCCAUCAGAAAUAGGACUUUUGAAGGGCUCUCUCAAAGAACUUGCUAUCAGUCGGACCAAUAUGGAUGGCUCCCUACCAGAGGAACUCUUCACCAGUUGUACCAACUUAGUUGCUCUAAAGGCCUCCAACUCUGGUUUGACAGGGACAAUCAGCAUUGGACUGCAGCGUUUGACAAAGCUACAAAUUUUUGAUAUUUCCAACAACAAAUUCCAUGGGACCAUCCCAGCACAGCUUUCUGCUCUGACAAGGCUACAACGUUUUAGUGUGAAUGGGAAUGACCUUUCUGGUUCCAUUCCGUCAUCUGUCUGCACUCUGGCAGAUCCUCUCAAGGGCUCAUUUGCAGUGGCUGCUGACUGUUUGCCAAGGGGUGGAACAGGCUAUCCCAUGGUAGAGUGCUCUUGUUGCACUCUGUGUUGUGAUGGUGAAGCUGCUGACUACUGCCUUCCAACGUAG